CCGGUCACGCGCCGCAGUCUUCAAUGCAGUUCCCAGUGGCUGGUCCAUCGAGCCUCGAGCGCACAUACACCGCCAGCCAAAGGAUGGAUCAUAUCGCCAAUGCGUCAGCAAGUGCCGUAUAUCCGGGAUCGUGGGAUGGGGAAUCCUGGACGCAGACAGCACCGAACGAACCAGUACCGGACCUCGACAUCAUUCAUCGGGGUUCGAUGCGAGAAACACCACGUCCCCCACGCAAUCCUUGGGGAGGACAAUACUCGUCUAUUGCAGGGCCUGCUUCCGGAUCGACGAGUAGGCCACCACCGCACUUGGAAGGGUGUGGAUGGCCACUUGUGCCAUGUAUGUGUUUCAACACAGAUAUAGGGUCCUGAGAUGGCGAAGCUAGGAUUUCACAGAGCCUAUGGAUGAUUAGAGGACUUGGUUCUUGUUUUGGAGACGGAUUGUCUACCUGUUAGACCCAGAUUUAC
Mycena citricolor is the source of this 464-nucleotide messenger RNA. The record is from the annotation of a GenBank genome assembly. NCBI's taxonomy places the organism in Eukaryota, Fungi, Basidiomycota, Agaricomycetes, Agaricales, Mycenaceae.